GAGUCUCGUCACUCUGCCGCUGAUCCUCGACGUCUCGCUUCCGCUGCAAUCCACCCUGCUCUGCUCUGCUCUCUCCUCUUCCUUUCCCAGCGGAGGAGCCUCAGCUGCUCCCGCCGCGAGAUCCGGCUCCACCCCGAGAGUUCGCCCGUCGUCCGAUCGCCUGAUCGGCGGCGGCCAUGGGCUGCGCUGGAUCCACACCCAAAGUUGAUGAGAGCAGUAAGAAUCUAAGGAAGCCUAAGCCUUGGAAGCACACUCAGCCAAUAACACCAGCGCAACUCAAACAGAUGCGUGAUGAAUUCUGGGACACAGCUCCACACUAUGGUGGACAGAAAGAGAUUUGGGACGCACUCAGGGCCGCUACAGACGCCGAUUUAACCCUUGCGCAGACCAUAGUGGACAGUGCCGGAAUCAUCGUAUCGAAUCCUGACCUCACGCUUUGUUACGACGAGAGAGGUGCAAAGUACGAGCUGCCCAAUUACGUUCUGAGUGAGCCGACAAACCUGAUCCGUGAUGGCUGAACAAAUAAAAACUCGGCGUCGGCAUAAAACGGACGCUUGAUACAGAAACGAUGCUCGUCUAGACGUGCACACGUUUGAGGAGAGUAGUACAUAAAGCUGGUCCGUGUAAGUUACGUAAAAUCGUUGGUUUGUCGCUGGUUCGGGGUCGUGUUCAUAUCAUAUCGGUGGAAUGAAUCAUGGAAGGGUCAUUGGCUAUCAACAGUCACGCUGCUGGCUAUUGCUAUUUGCUAGGGCGGUUGUAGUCCUUGAGCUAUCUAUCUACUCCUUUCCUCUGUCCUGCUGAAGGGAGCUGCACCAGUGGUGUCGCUGUGAUUUUGAUCCAUGCGUUGCGCUUGCUGAUUGCUCUAUAUAGCAAUCAUAAUGGGGACAGACUGCUUGAUUGCUUCUUC
Molecule: messenger RNA, 907 nt
Organism: Aegilops tauschii subsp. strangulata
Lineage: Eukaryota; Viridiplantae; Streptophyta; Magnoliopsida; Poales; Poaceae
Source: RefSeq, a predicted model, not a curated record